Balaenoptera ricei (Rice's whale) is the source of this 4255-nucleotide messenger RNA. RefSeq names its product zinc finger protein 74 (gene ZNF74). The record is from RefSeq and is a predicted model, not a curated record. Gene Ontology annotation, biological process: regulation of transcription by RNA polymerase II. NCBI's taxonomy places the organism in Eukaryota, Metazoa, Chordata, Mammalia, Artiodactyla, Balaenopteridae. Gene Ontology annotation, molecular function: RNA polymerase II cis-regulatory region sequence-specific DNA binding; DNA-binding transcription factor activity.
ACGUCUCGCGACGGCCGCCAGGAGCUCUUUUGUGGCGGCCGCGGUCUUGUGUGAGGUGGGUCAGCUCGGCCGCGCGUCCGGCCGGCCGUCGGUUCAUCAGCCCGUCAGCCCCAGGCCUGUGUGCCGCCCCCGUGACUCCCAGCGCCGGGCGGCAGAGCUCGAGGCCUGGCCGGCCCGCGCGGGCCCGGACAACGUCAGUGACGGGCUGGUGGGGCGAGCGAUGGGGCGAGAGCACAGCCCGGGGCGCGGGGCGCCUGCGGAGCCCGCCUGACCCCGACCCGGGGCGCGGGCCGGCCCCGCGGGGCUGCGCGAGGGUUCUGAGCACCGGGAGCUGGACCCGACCCGCCCCCGCCCGGGGCGGCCGCCGAAGGAGGGCGCCAUGGAGGCCCCGGAGCCCCGGGAGGCAGCUCCGUCGUCUCAGGACCCUGCUCUUCCCCUCAAAGAGAUUCCAGAAGAUAAAUUGGGUCAGGGUCUCCUGGAAGGCAGGUCCGAGGAGUUGGUGACUUUCAAGGACGUGGCCGUGGACUUCAGCCAGGAGGAGUGGGGACAGCUGGACUCCCCUCAGAGGGCCCUGUACCGGGAUGUGAUGCUGGAGAACUACCAGAACCUUCUCGCCCUGGGGCCUCCCGUCUGCAAGCCAGACGUGAUCUCUCACCUGGAACGAGGCGAGGAGCCAUGGUGGGCACCUAGAGCUGUCCCUGGAGGGGCUGGUCCAGAACCAGAACGGGAGCCGGGGCCUGAGGUGGAGAAGCUGUGGUCUCAGCAGCUGUGCGUUUACAAAGAAGAACCGUCAUGGGAGCCGAUCGCAGGUGGGCUGGCGAGGUCCGAUCUCCACAGCCCCGGUCCUGGCGACAGGGGCGCCCAGGGGGGCUCGGCGACUGCUCUGUCACGAUGUGAGGCCGCCAGCACCAGGGACGGUCCCACAGAGGAGCACCGAUGGGGCCACACGGUGUCUGAGGAGGCUCUUGGCCGGAGGUGCGCCCUCCUGGCCCAGCCCAGCCUUCCCACAGAAGGAGCCUCUCCGGACGGCUGCGUGGGGAGUGUGCAGUCCAGCAGAGCCAAGCGUCAGAGCCCAGGCGCCGGGAGUGGCCCGUUCGCGUGUGGCGAGUGCGGCAAGGCCUUCCAGCGGAGCGCGGCCCUGGCGCUGCACCGGCGGUGGCACGCACGAGAGAAGGCCUACAAGUGCGGCGAGUGUGGCAAGGCCUUCACCUGGAGCACCAACCUCCUGGAGCACCGGCGCGUCCACACCGGCGAGAAGCCCUUCCUCUGCGGCCAGUGCGGCAAGGCCUUUAGCUGCCACUCAUCCCUGAACGUGCACCGGCGCGUCCACACGGGCGAGCGGCCCUACAAGUGUGGCGCCUGCGACAAGGCCUUCAGCUGCAGCUCGCUGCUCGGCAUGCACCUGCGCGUGCACACCGGCGAGAGGCCCUACCGGUGCGGCGAGUGCGGCAAGGCCUUCAACCAGCGGACACACCUGACGCGGCACCGCCGGAUCCACACUGGUGAGAAGCCCUACCGGUGCGGCGCGUGCGGCCGGGCCUUUGCCUGCCACUCGUCCCUGACGGUGCACGAGAAGCUCCACAGCGGGGACAAGCCCUUCCAGUGCGGCGACUGCCAGAAGGCCUUCAGCAGCCGCUCCCGCCUGACGCUGCACCAGCGUGCCCACACAGGCGAGAAGCCCUUCAAGUGCAGCCAGUGCGGCAAGGCCUUCAGCUGCCACUCGUACCUGGUGGUGCACCAGCGCGUCCACAGCGGCGAGAAGCCUUUCCGCUGCAACGAGUGCGGCAAGGCCUUCAGCUCCCACUCCUACCUGAUCGUGCAUCAGCGCAUCCACACCGGCGAGAAGCCCUUCGACUGCAGCCGCUGCUGGAAGGCCUUCAGCUGCCAUUCGUCGCUCAUCGUGCACCAGCGCGUCCACACCGGGGAGAAACCCUAUAAGUGCGGCCAGUGCGGCCGGGCCUUCAGCCAGAAUCACUGUCUCAUUAAACAUCAAAAGACCCACUCCGCAGAGAAGCCCUUUAAGUGUCAUGAGUGCGGCGAGGUGUUCAGCUGGAGCGGCCCUCUGGCGGAGCACCGCAGGCUCCACAGCGGGGAGAAGCCCUUUGCCAUCCAGUUCGACAAGCGCUUGCUGAGCACCUGCUACGUGCCUGGCAGCCUACUGGGCACAGGGGGCUCUGGCGGGAGCAGCGUGGGCCCUGUCGAUGCCCUAGACGUGGCUGAGCUCCUGGGCGUGGUCCCGCUUGGCCGGCAGGAGUUCCCCAUGGGCAGCAACCCCAGAAAUUAACUCAUGUGUGCGAGAGACACCCACCUGCCCACCUGGAAACACCUCUUAAGGCUGUCACCUCCUGGGAAGGGAUCCACCGUAGGAGAGGAGAAUUGAGCGCAUUUGAGGAUAUACCUUCGUCCUGUUUUUUUUUUUUCCCGUCCUCUUUUCUUUGAUGGGUUUGGAAGUCACUGAGGGGGGACAGAUCUUCCCUGCGUAUGAAAAAGAGGUAUGUCAGUCAUGUGUCCUUGGACAGCCUCCUGGUGUGAUUUCGAUCUGGAAUUUCCUUUGUAAACUCUUAUGUUUAGAAUGAUAAUUUUUAAAAAAAAACUGAAUUAUGAACAGUAUUACUUCUAAGUGAAAGUUAUAUUCCAGCAGAGGAGAAUAAGCUUUUUUGGGAAAAAGCAAAUUUCCUGGACUCGCUUCACUCACAUAGCCCUGCUGCAGAGUCAUGUUGUUAGUGACAGCGCAGCUGUCUUGGAACCUGGCCCAGCAUCCGCAUAGCUGGGUCCUAACAUGCCAGCCUCAUGCCUGGCCACCUCGUCCAUGCUGGAAGCUGGGAGGACACAGGGGUGUGCCUCCAGGGUGCAGUGUUGGCACACAGGUGUCUGGAAGCAUACCUCCACCCCGGCUGGCGAGGCCACCUGCAGGCCCGCUCAGGUACCACGUAGGUCAGCCCUACGAGAGGAGCUGGGCCCCGUGCUCCCCUGAGAAGGAAAAAGACGGUGUUCAUCUGGGAUUUGUGUCAUUUCUGCUCAGUUCUAAGUAGAUAUAAGCUGCCUUCUCAGUGAUGAUACUUCACAUUUGUAUAAAGUGCUAGAGUUUAUGAAAUGCUUUUUAGUAUACUUUUUAAACUAUGGAGGCAAAAUAACCACAUUUCAGAAAAUACGGAAUUAAGGGGAAAACACCCAUAAUUCUUAAUAAAAUUGCAUUUUGCACUUUGGUAUGUUACCUUCUGCUUUUUGAUAUUGCAUUUUUACAUUAAACACAGUAUAUACAGUCCAACAUUCUAAUCUUUUUCCCCUGCUUACCUGCAUAGCAGGACUUCUUUUUCCCACGGAGCCUCACUGGCUUUGGAGCUGUCCUUCUGGAUGGGGGCGUGAUGUUCUAUUAGCUGUUUUUUUGUUGGAUGCAGAAGUUAUUUCCAAGUUUUCACUGUUACAAGUCAUUCUUCAUAUAGCAUCUUUUUGCGUUAUCCUUCUUUAACGUUGUCUUAGAGUAGAUUUCUAGAAGUGAGAGUUUUGAGAUAAAGGAAAUGAACAGCUUAAGGCAUCAUUUUAGUAUAUUUUUGGUUGUGUGAUAACAAAGUAAUACCGUCUCAAUGUGAGGAGAACCGUCAGUAGUGGUCAGGCGCGUCCAGGUCCUGGAGGCCGACGCUGCUCCGAGCUGGGUCCAGACGGGCUUGCUUCUGGGUGCCACGGCGAUGAUCCCAGGUGUCCACCCCCAUUGUUCCUCCAGCGUCCCUGGGGCGGGUCUCAGGCCCUUCCUCCAUGACAAAUAGGGAAAUUUCUAUUGGACAACUGCAUUGGCAAAAGAUAGAUAAAAUCUCAGUUUGAUUCAUUAUCAUACUCAUUUUUCUUAUUUUAAAAGAAAUUCAAAUGCAAACAUCUUGGGGGGCCCCGGACACCACACCUGCUGUCUGCCUGGCGGGGCUGUUAACGCCCUCAGCUGAGAGCAGCACCUUGCUCUUUGAUAACCGGUGAGGUUGAAAUGGAACGUGUUCUUACUAUUGGUCUUUCUUCUUGAAAACUGUUUGCAUACCCUUUGGCCCCCUUCCACUGAAGUCUCGAUGUUCUUUUAUUUACAUAUAAACUUUGUUUUCUGAUCAUACGCAUAAUACAUGUAUAUUGAAGAAAUUUGGGGAAAAAAAUCAAAUUUAUAAGAAUAAAAAUGACCCUUAGAAUCAGUUCACAGGUCAUGACCUAGAGAUGCAUUUCCUUCUGGUUUUUUUCUCUGCGUGUAUACACGUCUUUUUUUUUUUUUUUUUUUUUU